AUGAGAACUUACCUAGACGGCCCUAUUCAACCUUCAAUCACUAUUCCUGGUGAUCCUCUUGCUGAUCUGCACGAGCACCUAUGCCCACUCGAUCAUGCCAGGAAUCAUGGACCGCAAUCAGAACGGGGUGUUUGGUAUUUUCUGGAAAUGCGCGCGUAUAGGAGAACGACUCAGCCCCUAUGUCAGCAUAUGCUGUUUUAUGAUGGCGGUAAGACUCUCGUCUUUCCCUUAUAG
Messenger RNA from Penicillium verhagenii, 234 nucleotides. RefSeq lists its product as uncharacterized. Lineage: Eukaryota; Fungi; Ascomycota; Eurotiomycetes; Eurotiales; Aspergillaceae. Bases 1 to 234 code for a protein of 77 amino acids. The record is from RefSeq and is a predicted model, not a curated record. The transcript is spliced from 2 exons.